Trichoplax adhaerens is the source of this 504-nucleotide messenger RNA. RefSeq lists its product as uncharacterized. The record is from RefSeq and is a predicted model, not a curated record. The transcript is spliced from 4 exons. The coding region runs from base 1 to 504 and encodes 167 amino acids. NCBI's taxonomy places the organism in Eukaryota, Metazoa, Placozoa, Uniplacotomia, Trichoplacea, Trichoplacidae.
AUGGACGCAAAUAUCGACGAAAAACCAUACGCCUGUGACUUGUGUGGACGUAGAUACAAGAAUCCACCUGGAUUAAAAUAUCAUUAUAUUCAUGCGCAUAAUAUUCAGAAUCUGUCCAAAAUCAAGAUUACUCGCGAAUCCGGACGGCCGCCAAAGAUAGCAAAGAUCAUGUCAUCUGUCUCUACUAGUGUAGAAUCAAAUCGCUACUGUGACUUUUGUCUUGGUGACGUUAACCUAAAUAAAAAGACUGGACAAUCAGAACGUUUGAUUUCUUGUGCCGAUUGUGGCAGAUCAGGUCAUCCAUCUUGUUUAAAAUUUACUCCUUCUCUAACUGAUACCGUUUUGAUGUACGCGUGGCAGUGCAUUGAGUGUAAAUCAUGCAGUAUCUGUGGUACUUCUGAUAAUGAUGAUAAGCUUCUAUUCUGUGAUGACUGUGAUAGAGGUUAUCAUAUGUAUUGUCUUAGUCCACCUAUUGAUCAUCCACCUGAAGGUAUUGACUAUUAA